AUGCAGUUCAAAACUUCGGUACUGGCCUCCGCGGCAUUGCUUCUGUCCGGCAAUGUUGCGGCCGCAGGCGACGCUCAGGCUCCCCUCGCCGGCUCUGACCGGGGUGCGGUGCCGUCGUCCUCCCGGCCAAACAUCGUCUUCGUCUUGACCGACGACCAAGACCUCCACAUGAACUCUCUGGAGCACAUCCCUCUCAUCCAGAAGCGGCUGAUCGAACAGGGGACUCUCUACAAGAAGCACUACUGCACAACGGCAGUGUGUUGCCCAUCGCGCGCGAGUUUGUGGACGGGCAAACUGGCCCACAACACGAAUGUCACCGAUCUCAACCCGCCUUAUGGCGGAUUCCCCAUCUUUGUCAAGAAUGGUCACAACGAAAAUUACUUGCCCAUCUGGCUGCAGAAUGCCGGGUACAACACAUUUUACACGGGCAAAAUGUUCAAUGCUCACACCAUCUGGAACUACGACAGCCCCCAUCUGAAGGGUUGGAACUCUUCUGACUUCCUGCUGGACCCCAACACGUACGACUACUACAACGCCACUUUCCAGCGCAACCAUGAGAAGCCGGUGAACCAUCUGGGGGAGUACUCAACGGACUUGGUCGCGGAAAAGGCCUACGGCUUUCUGGACGACGCAGUCGAGGCCAGCAAGCCUUUCUUCUUGGCCAUCGCGCCCAUCGCCCCCCACAGCAACGUCAACGCCAGCAUUCUUUUGCCCGUCAAGGGCCCCGACGACAACGUGCCCGUGUCCGAUGACAAGUUCAGGGUCAACUUCCCCCUGGCGGCCAAGAGGCACGAGCACCUGUUCACGGACGCCAAGGUCCCCAGGACGGACAACUUCAACCCCGACAAGCCCUCGGGGGCCGACUGGAUCCGUCGCCAGCCCAAGCUGACGGACGAGAACGUCGAGUACAACGACAGGCACUACCAGGGCCGCCUGCGCGCCCUGCAGGCCGUCGACGAGCUCGUCGACGGACUCGUCGACAGGCUUGAGAAGCACGGCAUUCUGGACAACACGUACGUCUUUUACACGACCGACAACGGCUACCACAUUAGCCAGCACCGGCUGCAGCCCGGCAAGGAGUGUGGGUACGAGGAGGACAUCAACAUCCCGCUCAUCGUCCGCGGCCCCGGCGUGCCCAAGGGCGGCGUCACCGAGGCCGUCACGGCCCACGUCGACCUCGUGCCUACCAUCCUCUCGCUCGCCGGCGCGCCGUUGAGGGCCGACUUCGACGGCGCCCCGAUCCCGCUCUCCGACAAGGAGCUCAACGAGUCCCCGCUCACCCGCGAGCACGUCAACGUCGAGUACUGGGGCUGGGCCAUCACGGAGAGCACCUUCGGCUUCAACGGCGACGACACAAAACGCAUCUACAACAACACGUACAAGGCGCUGCGCGUGGUCGGCGAGGGCUACAGCCUCUACUACUCGGUCUGGUGCACGAACGAGCAUGAGCUCUACGACAUGACGACCGACCCUGGCCAGCUGCACAACCUCUUGCACGCCGACGAGGCCGCUCUGGCUGCCGGCGCCACCGUCCUCGGGUACCCUCUAAAAAAGGUCCUGCCCCGACUGGACUCGCUCCUCUUCGUGCUCAAGUCCUGCAAGGGCAUCACCUGCUCGCAGCCCUGGCACGCCCUCCACCCGUCCGGCAACGUCGGGAGCCUGCGCGAGGCCCUCGCGCCUCGGUUCGACGAGUUCUACACGCAACAGACGCGUGUGCAGUUUGACCACUGCGAGCUUGGACACAUCGUCGAGGCCGAGGGCCCCCAGUUCGAGCACGACGGAGCCGUGUACUGGAAGGGCUCGAAAUGGAGCGACUGGACGUGA
Messenger RNA from Colletotrichum higginsianum IMI 349063, 1824 nucleotides. RefSeq names its product Sulfatase. Gene Ontology annotation, biological process: phenol-containing compound metabolic process. Bases 1 to 1824 code for a protein of 607 amino acids. NCBI's taxonomy places the organism in Eukaryota, Fungi, Ascomycota, Sordariomycetes, Glomerellales, Glomerellaceae. Gene Ontology annotation, molecular function: arylsulfatase activity; glycosaminoglycan binding; N-acetylglucosamine-6-sulfatase activity. The record is from RefSeq and is a predicted model, not a curated record. The transcript has 4 exons.